AUGAUCUACGUCUUAGUGCUUCCACUAAACUUUUCGAGACUCCACAGCAAUGUCUUACCAACCAUCUGGUCCGCCACCACCAGGAUUUGGUCCCCCACAAGGGGGUCCUUAUCAGCCUCCCCCUUAUCAACAACAACCUUAUGGACCCCCUCCAGGACAGUAUCAACCAGGGCCUGGGCCUUAUCCUCAGGGACCAUACAAUCAGGGGCCUUAUCCACCACCCCAGGGGCCGUACCCGCAGGGGCCCUACCCGCCUCCAGGACAGCAGCCGUACUAUCCUCCACAACAACAAGAUAACGAUAGCGAUUGUUGCAAAUGGUGCUGUGGCCUUACAUGUCUAUCUCUUCUUUGUUGCUGUCUCAUGGACAGGGAUUAGAGCAGGAAUUGUGUGGAUUUAGGUUAAUUUUUGUCCAAAAAGGAGCUUUCAGAAUUUCCGUAUUGGCUAUAUUUACACCAUAGCUCAGACUAGAGAUCGUGCAACACAAGUCGAUUUACAUCGUCCGUUACGUACUAUACUAGCACAUACAACAGAAUUCUGUGGUUUGCUAGCCACUGUAUAAUCAUGGUUAGUAUACUGUAAAAAAUUGAAAAGUGAAAAGUUCAUUAUACUUGUUUCCUAAUAUAGUUGACGCAAGACGGAAGUAUAUGGUGUAUUUUCAUGAGGGUCCAUUUGAUAUCUUGAAAGAGCUAUUUAAGUGAAGUUGUUACGCGACAUCAUAUCGAAAUUCUGACAGCACCAGCUCCAGUAUAAGGCAGAGUAAUAACACGGCAAAAAGGUUAAAAAGCUAACGAUAUAUUCCACCAGAAUUUUAUGAAUAAAACAGAUUCUCACUGGGUUCUAUUUUGCACAAAUUAGAGAAUUUCAUCAAAAAAAAAAUCACGUGCCAUUUUGCCGUCCAAACAAACAUUGAAAACUAUGAUGCCUUAGAUGACCCUCUUGUGAAGUAAUUAUGUUUCAAUAUAAAAGCAUAUAGUGCUUCAAUUUGUAAAAUGAAAAUACCUUCCUUCUUCCUUUAUAUGGAGACAUUUGAAAGUGUUAUGACAAAUAUCUUUUACUCAUCAUAAAAUAUAGGUAAAAACUUCUAUUUUCUAUUGAUAUUUUACGAAUGUUAGUUUUCAGAUAAGCUUUGUUUUUUGUAUAAAGUAUAAAAAUAUACUAGUAAUUCUUUUAAAGUGUUACAAAAAGGAGUCAUGCUGGUACCAAAUUUACAACCAUCUUGUAUCCUCACACACUUAAAAUAUCGCCUACUUUCCUGAUUAUAACAUGGGAUUUCAUAGAUUCUUCCAUUUGAAUCUACUUUACAUGUUCGUCCUUUUGUUUAGAGCUUUUUAAUUCUAUCUUAAUAUACUAUUAUAUGGUUUACCAAUGAAUAUCAGCUUUUUGAAAUUAUGUUGCUGAAAAUGCUGCACACUUCAAACUAACAUUGGUACUACUUAUCUCUCCAGUGUAUACACGAUCUUAUGUAUUGAUGAAAUAAUUUCAUAUAGACUUACUCUGCCAGAAAUUUCAGAAACGCUUCCAAACCAAAGAUUAUUUACUUUUACAAUACAUAGUUGAUAUAAUUCCUCUUUUUCUUAAACUGAUUGAUAAAAAAUACCAUCUUUGGUUUUGCUUAUUGAUCACAUUAACAGAGAAGCUGUUUUUGAUUUUUUUGCAUCUGCUAACAUAUUUCAAAACAGUGUCUUAAGCUGGUAUAAAAUCCGGCGCCUUAUCCGUUACACGAAAAGACAAAACAGUUCUUCAAUCCAAUUAUUCAGUUAUAUAUAGGUACUGAUAUAUGGUUUCUUUUAUACAGUGAAUAAUGCUGUGGAUGUAUUGUUUAAAUAUUCUUAUUGUAGAAAUAAAGAUGAAUGGUAUUGUGUUCAAAUUAACUUUAUACAUUGUACAUUAUUGAUAGGCGACUAAAUAAUGAGUUUUCUUGGCAAACCUGUUAUAUAUUAUAUAUUAUUUUAUGAGUGCUUGAUUUUAUAUUUUUGAAUUAGUUGGUGGAAGUGCUUGAAAACAUAUGAGGUAUUUUAAUUAAUUUAUCUAUAUAAUAUGUAUACCUAUCUGUGAAUGAAGUUAGGUUGUUCAAUUAUACACAAACGAAAUAAAAAUAUAAAUUACCUUCUAGAUUUAUUCAUAGCCUUUACAAAAGAGCUUCUGUUUAUUCUUGUAGAUUUUUAACAGGAAAAAUAAGUAAUUCAAAGUUUGUCAAAAAAAUAUCUUUUUGUAGUACAGUAUAUUGGCUACACACUUACAC
Molecule: messenger RNA, 2243 nt
Organism: Acanthoscelides obtectus
Lineage: Eukaryota; Metazoa; Arthropoda; Insecta; Coleoptera; Chrysomelidae
Source: the annotation of a GenBank genome assembly